GAAGUGUGCCACGUGGGGCGCGCAAGACCUUUGUGGGGUGUGACGCGGGCCUGCGGAGCCCCCAUGACCGUGACCUGCGCUACAGCCACCUUUGUUUGUGACAUUUUCUUUGUACUUUGCAUCGGAAUACCGUGAUGGUGAUGAUGAGACCUUCCUGUGUCAGGUGGUGGUUGCUGCCUUUCUUCUGCACGGGCUGUGUGGCCUUGGUUCGAUCGGCAGAUGCCUCGGCAGCCGCUGAGCUGAGCGAUGGCGCAAGUGCACGAUUGAAGGACGCUGAGGUGGAUCCCUACGAUGCGGAGGAUUAUGAACACCAGUACAACGAGCCAGCGCCCAUCACCUUAGAUGGCUGUGUAGCAUGGUUUAAGGCUGAAGAAGCUGCAAUGCCAUGGCCCAGUGUAGUUGGAUCGCACGAGGGCAAGGUGGUGGGUAACAAGGCCGAAGCAUCUUUGGAGGUGGGUCACGGUGCCAAGCAGAACGUGAAGUUCCUCCGCGGCGAUGAGAAAACGAGAUUCGACUUCGGGGAGGUUCUAGCUGAGACCUACACCAUUUGCUCCGUGACGCGUUACACUGGAGAACCCUAUGGCCGCAUUCUGCAGGGUUCUCAAGAGAAUUGGCUCCAUGGUCAAUCCAAGAAGAACACAGGCGUUUCGUGUGCUGCUCAGGAAACACCGGAUAAUCUCGACCGUGAGGAUUGGGUCGUUGUUUGUGCCAGCAGUGAUGAUUCAGAUGCCUUAGUCAAUGGAGAGAAGGUGAGCCAGAAACAUUGCGGAAAUGUCAAGGUGAAGCAAAACUUGGUCAUCAACCAUGGCAGCAAAUGGAAGG
Messenger RNA from Cladocopium goreaui, 822 nucleotides. The record is from the annotation of a GenBank genome assembly. NCBI's taxonomy places the organism in Eukaryota, Dinophyceae, Suessiales, Symbiodiniaceae.